Papaver somniferum (opium poppy) is the source of this 1756-nucleotide messenger RNA. Its product is annotated as F-box/kelch-repeat protein At3g06240-like. Gene Ontology annotation, molecular function: protein binding. The transcript has a single exon. The coding region runs from base 108 to 1505 and encodes 465 amino acids. NCBI's taxonomy places the organism in Eukaryota, Viridiplantae, Streptophyta, Magnoliopsida, Ranunculales, Papaveraceae. The record is from RefSeq and is a predicted model, not a curated record.
GAAACCGACUUGGUGACCUAAAUAUCCCUUUCAAAAACCCUAUCGUCUUUACGAUAUUGAGACAGACUUUGCCUUCUGGUAACAAAAAAAUCCACUCCACAGCAGAGAUGGAGAAGAAGAAGUUCAACAUGAAGCAAUUUUGGGGAGUAGAAGGUACUGAAAACCCUAAUAAUCAUCUUCUUUCUAGUGAUAAAUCUAUGGAAAUGAUUAAUGAUAAGUUUCAACAAGUUUCUGUUAACACAAUUAGUAAUGAAAGAAACCCUACUAGUGAUAAUCAUAUAUUAUGUGAUAUACUAAGCAGACUUCCUGUUAAAUCACUGAUGAGGUUCAAAUCUGUUUCUAAACAUUGGAAAUCUUUGAUUGAAGUAGAUUCGUACUUUCAUGAUUUACAUUACAAACGUUCGAAAUCUGGUUUAUGUGGUCAAAGAUUAGUUCUCUUCAUCAGUUCUACAGAACCUGAUUUCAAUAACCCUUUGUUCCCAUAUAAAAAGCCUGACAACCAUGCUAUUAAAUUUUCAAUUCGUUUGCCUGGUAGUAGACAAUUCGAUGUUAAGAAAUUGGUGUUGGAUCGUAGUCCUUAUGGAAUACCGAAACAAGCAGUGAAUGGUUUGGUUUGUAUUACCUCCAGGGGUGAGGCAUUUUUCAUAUAUAAUCCUAGUACUGGAGAAAGAUCACCUUGGAUUGAAACUACCACGGUUUCGGAAGUGAAUGCAGGAGAUAGAAAACGACAAGUUAGAUGCAUUGGGUUUGGGUUUAAUCCAAAAACUAAUGAACACAAAGUGAUUUGCAUUUCAAGUACUCAGAAAUUGAAGAAAAGGGGAGAGAUUAAUUGGGAUUUCAGCUAUAAAGAUGAAGAAAUUGAAGAUCAAGUUUGUGAAGUCUUGGUUGUUGGUGAGAAUACAUGGAGAAGGAUCGAUGAAGUUCCAUCCUAUAAUAUGAGAACAAAGGAUUGUUAUGGGGGUGGUAUGACAUUUAACUGGGAUAAUAAUUCGGUUUAUGUGAAUGGUUCCUUGUAUUGGCGGUUCAGGUAUACCCGAAAAGGGGAAGUGGUUGUGGGAUUCGAUUUUGGAAGUGAGAAAUUCAGAGUUAUUCCAAUCCCUGACUCUGCCAUUGACCCUCGUGUUUAUAAAUUUUCACAAACUGUUGAGUUAAUGGAGGUUGAUGGACAUAUAGCUGUACUAAAAUGGAUAUCAGAGUAUCACAUUGCGCUGUGGAUACUUCAUGAAGAUGGUGAUAGCAUUAAGUGGAUUGAAGAGAAGAUAGACUUCCCUUUUAUGUGGAAUGCAAAACCAGAUCUUUCUAUUGAAGCUCUUCCAGGGACAAAUUUGAUCAUCCUGAAACCGGAAUAUGAGUGCGAGACAGACAGUUUUUAUUAUUAUGACCGAAGCACAAAGAAGUUCACUUUGUCUUCAAUCCCACCUGAAUAUCACUUUGAGUUGAGACAGAUUACAUCUUUAGUGGAAAGCCUUGCACCUGUCCGUGCAGCGCGUUGCAGCACAUUCUGAAUGAAUGCACCAGUUUCUGAAUGAAAGAAGACGUCAAGAGUAGUGUAACUUGUUUCUUUUGGCGUAUUAGAAGUUGCAAUCUUCGUGUGUUAUAUUUUUCUUUAGAUGCUCAGUUUGUGUUGCUCAUGUGACAUAGCGCUUAUACUCUUAGGCAAGUUUCUGACUGUUGGUUUGAGUACUAAGCUAUUGUCUACUUUUAUUAAUGAGCUUUUGUUAGACUUCUACUUCGAUUAAAAAGGUUCAUGUUUUUA